Molecule: messenger RNA, 1752 nt
Organism: Stylophora pistillata
Lineage: Eukaryota; Metazoa; Cnidaria; Anthozoa; Scleractinia; Pocilloporidae
Biological process (GO): protein phosphorylation; G protein-coupled receptor signaling pathway
Cellular component (GO): membrane
Molecular function (GO): ATP binding; protein binding; protein kinase activity
Source: RefSeq, a predicted model, not a curated record
CUUCCUUCCCUUAUAGCGAACUAGUGUCACGAAAACACCGGUUACAUCUUUUUUACGGGAGUGUGUCUCACUAGAAUGGCGCUUACAGUCAUCUACGGAAAGCAUUUGCUAUUUGCCAGCCUCUUGCUGAUGAUUGCCAUUGAUUUUCCCUUCAAAGCAGGAGGCUCCUCAAAAGAAAUUACCGGAAACUGUAAUUUUGAUGAGAAAACGUUCUGCUGCUGGUCCAAUGAAAGAUACACCGACCAUUUUGAUUGGGUACUUGGACGAGGAAGUUCUCCAAGCUCUAACACUGGACCAAUCACUGAUUAUUCAGAAAAUGGCUCGUACAUCUACAUUCAAACGUCAUCUCCUCGGAAGUACAACGAGAAGGCCAGAUUCAAUAGCCCGUGGUUGAAUGGUCCACUGCGGUUGACAUUUUUCUACUCCAUGUACGGCAGCACCAUUGAGACUCUAUCUGUAUAUCUUAGAGUCAAUGGGAGUGAGUCCAGAAUAUGGAGUCGUCAUGGGAACCGCUCGUCACGCGAUUGGAUCAAAGGCUGCGUGGCUAUAACCUACGAUGGCACUUAUCAGGUAGUAAUAGAGGGCGUUGCAGGUGUGACUUCUACAUCAAGCAUUGCAGUUGAUGAGCUCCAUUUCAGUGAGAACCUAACAUGUGUUUCAGAUGGUAACACUACUCCAUAUGAAUUGUUUAAAGUGAACUGCACCUUCAAUGAGAGUUUUUGUGGAUGGCGAAACCUUUUCGCACCUUUGGAUCAAAUCGACUGGAGAAGAGGAUCAAAAAGCUCAAGUGAACAAAUUGAAGCGAGCGUUGAUCACACUGGAGGAGGAAAUUACAUUUACAUCGAAGAAUUACAACCUGAAAAAGUAAAUCAAGCCGCUCAGUUAUCGAGUCCAUUCAUUCGAGGACCAAAAUGUUUCCGCUUUUCUUAUCGCUUGUCUGGGCGUGAUGUGGGAAGACUGGAUAUCUUGCUUCAAGUUCGAGGGCAACAAGGAUAUUAUUCGAUGUGGCAAAGGUCGGGAGAUCAGGGAAGUCAGUGGAUAAAGGCUAGCGUCGAUAUCGGUUAUUCCGAUGAGUGUCAGAUUGUCCUGCAAGCAACAGUUGGCAAAAACUACACAAGUCGUAUAGCCGUCUGUUACGUCAACUUAGUUGAUGGACUUUGCCAUGAUGAGAGGGACUUUAACACCAGCGGACAAGGGAAUUGUAAUUUCGAACGUAACUUUUGCUUUUGGAGGAGCGAUUUAAAUUUUAUCUUCACAUGGAGAAGGAGAAAGGACAGGACACCAAGCUAUAGGACUGGACCCACCAGGGACCAUACUUCAGGAUCUGGCUACUACAUUUAUAUUGAAACAUCGCGACCCAGAAAGAUGGGAGACACUGCAAGACUGACGAGUCCGUGGUUGCGAGGACUGCAUUGCAUGAUGUUCUACUACUAUAUGUAUGGCUCUUCCAUGGGAUGUGUUGUUAUGUAUAUUAGAAGACAGGCUGCAGACAGGUUACAACCGCUUUGGUUUAAGUCGAAGAAUCAAGGAAAGGGUUGGAAACAAGGGCAAGUUAGCAUUAACGACACUUCAAGUUAUCAGAUAAUCAUUGAUGGUAUUACAGGUACAAGCUAUCGUGGAGACGCAGCUCUGGACGACUUCACGUUUCAACAAGGACCUUGUGGGCAAUCGAGUACGACAAAAUCAACAUCCUCUUUCGAUUUUGUAGGAAAUUAUUUGCGCCCAUGAUAACGGUGUAUAAUAAAUUUUUGA